CCGCACACAGCACCGCAAUCCUCAAAGACGUCACUGGCAUCGCCCCCCGCGUCCGCUGUAUGUGCGGCUGCGUCAUCGCUUCCAUGCACACGCCAUCACAGCCACUGUUUACAACACCCUCUGCAACAGGACAACGUGCCCGGAAAAUGACGAACCCUGACGGUGAAUUCGUUCCUCCACCGGAGGCACCGGUGUUUGAGCCGACGCCCGAAGAGUUUAAGGACCCCAUGGCAUACAUAGCGAAAAUUCGACCCAUCGCGGAACAGACUGGGAUUUGCAAAAUCAGGCCACCCCCGGACUGGCAGCCACCAUUUGCAGUGGAUGUGGAGAACUUCAAGUUCACCCCAAGGGUGCAGCGUCUAAAUGAACUAGAAGCAACUACGAGAAUAAAGCUCAACUUUCUAGACCAAAUAGCGAAAUUUUGGGAUCUGCAGGGGUCAAGACUGAAGAUACCCAACAUAGAAAAGAAGGCCCUUGACCUCUAUAACCUUUAUAGAUUUGUCCACGAUGAAGGCGGCAUGGAGCAGGUGUGCCGAGAACGAAAGUGGACCAAGGUUGCAUCACGCAUGGGCUAUGCACCCAUGCGCACUUUGGGCUCGCUACUACGGCAACAUUAUGAGCGCAUCCUCUACCCAUAUGACGUCUUCCAGAGUGGGGCCAACCUUGGCGACGUUAACUUGAGUGAGGACUCUGAAGACUGUGACAAGAAAGAUCGGGACUAUGUGCCCCAUGGCAUACCGUCGCGGCAAGCCAUCAAGCCUCCCCAUGACCGAUCGGCCCGUCGUUCCAAGCGCCAUGGCAAGGAACCGCCAGAGUGUGUGGACAUUGUCGCAGGUGAUGAUGUUGACUAUACGAGCAACAAUGAGCUAAGAAAAUUGCAGUUUUACGGAGCAGGACCGAAGAUGCCUGGCUACUGUCCUAAAGGGUCUGGAAGCACAUGCACUGAUGACAUGAAAGACGAGUGCUGUGAACUGAAAGAUGAGCGAAAACCAAAACCUAUUGAGCAGAUAGUGUGCCACACGUGUGGCCGGGGCGAUGACGAGGAGAGCAUGCUGCUGUGCGACGGCUGUGACGACAGCUACCACACCUUCUGCCUGCUGCCUCCGUUGCCUGAGAUACCGCGGGGAGAUUGGCGUUGCCCACGCUGCGUUGCUGCCGAAGUGCGGAAACCCCAGGAAGCGUUCGGCUUUGAGCAGGCAAGACGUGAAUACACCCUCCAGGACUUCGGUGAGAUGGCGGACCGGUUCAAGUCCAACUACUUCCAAAUGCCUGUGCAUAUGAUUUCCACCGAGACGGUAGAAAAAGAGUUCUGGAGGAUUGUAGCUGCUGUUGAUGAAGAUGUCACAGUGGAAUACGGUGCGGACCUGCACUCAGUGGAACACGGCUCGGGCUUUCCCACAAAGAACAGUGACCUUCUGCCUGGUGACGAGGAAUACAUGAACUGUGGCUGGAACCUGAACAACCUGCCUGUUGUGGAUGGUUCUGUGCUGCGACACAUCAACGCAGACAUCUCUGGCAUGAAGAUUCCAUGGAUGUAUGUCGGUAUGUGCUUUGCCACUUUCUGCUGGCAUAACGAAGACCACUGGAGCUACUCCAUCAACUACCUUCACUGGGGGGAGCCCAAGACUUGGUAUGGAGUCCCCGGUGGUAAGGCGGAGGUCUUCGAAGAUGCCAUGCGCUGUGCUGCGCCAGAGCUUUUCCAAGCACAACCAGACCUGCUUCAUCAGCUGGUUACCAUAAUGAACCCCAAUAUUCUCCAGGCCACAGGAGUGCCUAUAUAUCGAACAGAUCAAAACGCUGGAGAAUUUGUAAUCACAUUCCCCAGAUCUUACCAUGCUGGCUUCAAUCAGGGCUACAACUUUGCUGAAGCUGUCAAUUUUGCACCUGCUGACUGGCUCCCCAUAGGGCGAGUAUGCGUGUCGCACUACAGCAUGCUGCGGCGAUUCUGCGUCUUCUCGCAUGACGAGCUUGUGUGCAAGAUGGCGGCCAAUCCGGAGCAUCUAGACAUCAGUCUAGCAGCCUCCACAUACCAGGACAUGUUGAAGAUGGUGGAGACAGAGAGGGAGCAACGGCGGUGCCUGCUGGAGUGGGGCAUCACAGAUGCGGAGCGCGAAGCAUUCGAGCUUCUGCCAGAUGAUGAGCGGCAGUGUGACUACUGCAAGACGACGUGUUUCCUUUCAGCUGUCACAUGCUCAUGCAAUGGCUCCAAAUUGGUCUGCAUACCUCAUCGGGACCAUCUUUGUGAUUGCCCGCCUAGCAAUCAUUGCCUCAGGUACCGCUACACGCUAGAUGAGCUGCCAGUCAUGCUCCACCGCCUGAAGGUCCGGGCAGAAUCAUUCGAUAACUGGGCUAUCAAAGUGAAGGCUGCACUGGAGGCCACCGAAGAUGAAGACAAGCUGGAGCUUUCUGAGCUGAAGGAAUUGGUUCAAGAGGCCGAGGAGAAGCGCUUUCCGCCGACGGAACUGCUUCAGUCACUGACAAAGGCUGUGCAGGAGUCCGAGAAGACGUCCAGUGUUGCCCAGCAGCUGCUGAGCAAGAAGGUGCGCACCCGUAACCGUCAGUCGCAAGAUGCCAAGUACACAUCUCGGCUCACCCUCGACGAACUGCAGGUAUUCUACGAGCAGCUCUGCAAGUUGCCCUGUGUGAUCAAGGAGUCUGCAAUGAUUCGGGAUCUUGUGGACAGGGUUGUCGACUUCCAAAGCAGUGCCCGUGACCUGCUCACCUUGGAUGAGAUGGGCGAGUCGUGGCGCCUAGAGAAGCUUCUCGAAGCAGGCCUCAACUUGGACAUGGAUCUGCCAGAGGUGCCACAGCUGAAGCAGAAAGUGCAGCAGGCUCAAUGGCUAGAGGAAGUGCAGGCCACUCUGCUGCCACAGCCACAGCCACAGUCGGAGAUGCAGUCGGAGGCGCAGCCACAAGCGGAGAGGGAUCCACCGACACUGGAUGAGCUGCGCCGCCUGCUCGCAGCUGGGGUUGCCAUACCCCCUCACCCAGUCUCUGAGCGUGCCUUGGCUGAGCUGCAAGGUCUCCUGACAGCGUCCGAACGGUGGGAGGAGCGCGCAAAAACUUGUCUGCAGGCACAGCCACGCCAAACACUGGCUGCUUGCGAGGCACUGGCCGACGAAGGAGUCGCUAUUCCUGUCCACCUGCCGAGCCUCGCCGCCCUGAAGGAUGCCAUCCGCCGGGCGAACGAGUGGGGUGCCCGUGCUGAAGCCCUUCAGGGCUCGGAGUCCAAAUACCCUUACCUAGAGAGCCUGGAGAACCUGUUGCAGAAAGGCCGGCCAAUCCCGGUGCGCCUGGAGCAGCUGCCCCAGUUGGAGUCUCAAGUGGCCGCAGCAAAGGCCUGGAAGGAGCGCACGGCACGCACCUUCCUCAAGAAGAACUCUGCCUACUCCCUGCUUGAGGUGUUGUCACCUCGCCGAGACAUUGGCAUCUAUCAGGUCACUGCACGAGGCAAAAAGAAACGUAUGCGUGAUGGACCACCAUUGCCAGAGAAGGAAGAGCCACCAGAGAUCAAAGUGGAAGAGGCCAAGGAUGCGGCCAGCAUUGUGGCUGCUUUCAAAGAGUCCGGUGCACAGGAACUGGAGAGCAUGAAGCAACUACGUGCACACAAUUUGCGGAAGCGCCUCGAGGACACGGGCCAGGCGCGCUACUGCACCUGCCACAAUUUAUUCGGAGGCCACAUGCUUCAGUGCGAGCUCUGCAAGGACUGGUUCCAUGCCAGUUGUGUGCCGACACCCAAGCCGAGAGGUGCGGGCAAGGCUGCCAACUCUGCGGGAGGCAGCAGCCCCGGUGGUGGAGGCUCUUCCUCUCCAGGGGCGUCCGUGGCUUCUGCUGUCCCGGCCAAAGAGAGCAAGUUCCUGUGCCCUGCGUGCCUGCGGUCGCGGCGGCCUCGGCUCGAGACCAUACUGUCGCUUUUGGUGUCACUGCAAAAGCUGCCCGUGCGGCUGCCUGAAGGAGAGGCACUGCAGUGUCUUACCGAGCGAGCCAUGUCGUGGCAGGACCGUGCCCGGCAGGCACUGGCCACCGAUGAGCUGGCGGCAGCCCUGGCCAAGCUGUCGGUCCUCUCCCAGAAGAUGGUGGAGCAAGCAGCACGCGAGAAGACCGAGAAGAUCAUCAGUGCAGAGCUGCUUCGAGCAGCUAGCAAGCCAGAAUUGCAGCCACACCUGCAGAGUGUGGCACAGUCAGCCUUUGGGGGCCUCCGAACCCAGGAUAAGAAUGGCAGUGGCUCUGACAUAGAGGCCACUAGUGUCCCAGAGGAUGCUGUUCCGACUGUUGCUGCAGAACAGGAGGUGUCUCUGUCUCAGGAUGGGCUUGGUGACGGCGACGUGAAGCCAUCCAUGGACGAUGAAAAGCCUCCAUGCGACAGCUACAGCAGCAUGGAGCAUGCCUAUUCAACUGCAUCCAAGAACAAUGCUGUGUGCAACCCUUCACCACGCAAGCAUGCACGCAAGUCUCCGCUGGUGCCACGGCAGGUCGAGAGCCCUGUACUGGAAUUGAGCACAGGAGCAAAGGCACGCCUGGAGGCCCUACUCACCGAGGGGGACCUGCUGGAGGUGUCGCUCGAUGAGACUGGCCACAUUUGGCGCAUACUUCAGGCCACCAAACCACCAAGGGACCCCCUGUCCCCUUUUGAGGCUUUCCCCGAGUUUGAGGACUACUCGGAGGCUUCAAAGAGACUAGAGAAAAGAACAAAAAAACGCAAGGUAGAGCUGCCUACCGCCACGGCAAAGCCACGGCCAAAGCCAAAGCUGCAGAAGCGAGCACCAGCCAAGGACGAGGCUGGCAAUCCGUCCACAACAGCCAGCCAGGGAGUCUCAGUCACGGCCGACUCUUCAACCAAGGCAGCCAGCGGCGUCAAGAAGGUGUCCAGAGGUGGGACCGACGCAGGAAAGCAACCCGAGCGCAAGGUGCGUCCCAUCAAGAAGGUGCGCCGGGAGGACUCUGGAUCAGGUGGUGCUACCCCUGGUGACAAGGUGGUGAAACGACGGCGAGUGGCCCAUCGCCCGCGGACUGCAUCGUCAUCUGCCGAGACAGCCGAUGUGGCUGAUGAAGUCUGCUCUGCGCCAGACUGCGUCCAACCUCAAGGUGAGGCGGUAAACUGGGUGCAGUGUGAUGGAGGCUGCGAACAGUGGUUCCACCUGCUCUGCGUGGGUCUGAGCAUGAAUGAAGUGAAAGACAAUGAGGACUAUUACUGCCCGCAGUGCAGUCAGCCCGAUGCUAAAGCCUCGAGCCGCAGCAGCCAGCACGACUUUAAUGGGAACGGGGAGUCAUCAGAGUUGCCCGACGAAAUGGCAGACUCUGCAUCGCCAGUGCCAGCGGAAGCCGAAGAUUCCAGCGGCGUGACUGUUCCCACAAUCUCUGAGCCUCCGACUGCUGCUGCACUCGUAACAGCGGCCGUGUGAAGUGUUGUCUAGUUUUGUUCUUGUUGAAAUAAGUGAGGGGUGUGGGGAAUGCUGUCGCGUUUAAAGAAUUUAGAGAAACGCAUUAUCACAAAAGGUUGAGCCUCAGGUAUGGAAGAUGUGCUGUAAAAGUUGGGGAAUGAUGCGUGUUGGAUUGUGUUGUAGUGAGAUUUCAAAGUUUGUGUGGCUGCGUCGUUCCGGUCAUUGUGGUGUUCAUUAUUUUCGCGUGUGUGUAACGGGGGCAUGUGAACUGAUUUAUGGAGGGGAGCUUAUUUGAUUUCUACCCACCUGUGCAGUCACCGGCAUAUAAGCUUUUCCACCCUCGGUCCUCUUUCAUAGCAGAAUCGGGAAGCGUCCCCCGUUUCGUGUGGUUUUUUCCUUUUCAUCUUUUUCAUUAUGGCAUGAAUUGAACUGCCGCUGUUUCUUGCUCUGUGGAGCAUUCUCGUGCACUUCCGUUUUGUUCAUCAGUAAUAUCUUUCACUGCAUAUGCUGCUCUCUCUUGUUUAACAUUGCAUACUGCUGCAUAAGCCCUGCAUGCACAUCUCGUCUAUAGGUGCGUUUAGGUGUGUUGUGCUUGCUUUGCUAAGGAAGCGUUAUUGUAAUAUUGGUGCGUGGCAUGCACUUGUGCACUCGCACACACACCACACACACACACACACUUGAGGUAACACCUGCAAGCCUUCCCUCCUAGACAAACCGUCAGCAGCCAGCACCAUUUGUACAUAUAUACAUACAUUGAAUGUCAUAUACGACCUAUACGAAAACCAUAAAAAUAACAAAAAAAGGAUAAAGACCUGUAUUAUUAGAUGAUCAUGGUGCUUGCUGUUGUUCCUCACCAUGUGACCACGUUGUGUUCGUUUGUCACUUCUGGUUUAGUGUGUACAUGUACAGUCAGCAUGCAGGACGUCACACAAAAGUAAGAGCAGGUAGAGCUCUGUGGCACAAGCAUCUCUGAUCACGGAGACAUCUUGGCGAUGUUGAAGCUGCAGUUUGUUUUAGCGAGUGGUGCCCUGUUAACCAUUUAUUCGACGUUGUCAUAGCGCGCACUUUUUUCAUUCGUACAACCUCCAUUCAACCCAAUUUUGUGUGUUUCGCUGGUGCAUCCAUACAAGUAGUCAUGAUGAGGACGAACAAAACAAACAAUUGCACUGUGCCCCCUUCUCUGACAAAAUAACUUCAUUGAGGGGGGGAGGCCACGAUUUACUCUGGGUGUACACCUUUUCGUUCAUAUUUCUUGGCAUGUGCAUGAACGAGGAUAUGGCACUGCAUUUGUCAUUACUGCAUUCAUCAGCUUGCUUGUACCACUUGUAUGAUAGGUUUGAAGCUCUGGCAGAGAAAAAAAGCCACGUUUUAUUUAUUUUCAUUGUGUUAUAUUGUGGCUCCAAGGUCAAGUGAGCGAUGAGGUUUCAAACCCUUCCUCCCUUUAUUAUUAUAUAUAUAUUUUUUUAGGUAUGGUUUUGUGCAAUCCUUGUUUUGUACUUUUUUUCGUCAAGUAGCAGUGGAUCACAUAAUCGUGACUUCUUUUUUUCUGUUUGAGCCUUCUUGGUUACAAAGCAAACUGGCAAAUCAUGUUAGAACAUAUAUGUGCACCUUGCAUGGAAUCGUAGAUUUUUUUUCCGCAUGUAAUUGUGCAGGUCUGUAAAAGGAAAGUGCAUUUAUCAAAGGCUCGAGAAUUCUUUUCAUGUCGGUAAUAGCAUGGUUUACGCAGCAGAAAAAAUGUUCUUGUUCCUGUGUUUGACAUGCGAUUUCACACAAGCUGCUGUUAGACAAGAAAAUACUUGAAACUAAUUAGGUCUAUCUGUCUCUUUUUGUACAUAUGCAGUAAAAAUUUUCUGGAGAA
Molecule: messenger RNA, 7239 nt
Organism: Dermacentor albipictus
Lineage: Eukaryota; Metazoa; Arthropoda; Arachnida; Ixodida; Ixodidae
Product: lysine-specific demethylase 5A-like
Biological process (GO): chromatin remodeling; regulation of DNA-templated transcription
Cellular component (GO): chromatin; nucleus
Molecular function (GO): DNA binding; histone H3K4me/H3K4me2/H3K4me3 demethylase activity
Source: RefSeq, a predicted model, not a curated record